Aphanomyces invadans is the source of this 2176-nucleotide messenger RNA. RefSeq lists its product as hypothetical. The transcript is spliced from 8 exons. NCBI's taxonomy places the organism in Eukaryota, Oomycota, Saprolegniomycetes, Saprolegniales, Verrucalvaceae. The record is from RefSeq and is a predicted model, not a curated record. Gene Ontology annotation, biological process: cristae formation. Gene Ontology annotation, cellular component: MICOS complex. Bases 8 to 2071 code for a protein of 687 amino acids.
UAUCGCAAUGUGGCGUCAACCCUCGGCCACGAGCAGCGCUCGCCAGGCCCUUCGCCGCCAUGUGAGCUCCAAUAACGGUCCGAGCAAGCCGAUCGGCCACUCCCCGGUCAUGGCCAAGCCGCCUGCUGCUCCUUUGCCACCACCGGCAGCGACUGGCAAGCCAGGUGCUGUUGCCCCAAAGCCCGAGUGGUCUAAGCCAUUGACUUCCAAGGCCGCACCUCCGAAGAGCAGCGGUGGAGGCAUUGUGUACGCAGUCCUCCUCGCGUCCAUGGGUGCGACUGGUGGGCUGGGGUACUAUAUCCAUGAGAACCCGAACUUUAACCCCACCUUCCUGAAAGACAACGAAGUGUUUGUCAAGUUUCGCGAGUUUGUGCUGUCGUCAUUUCCGUCGUCGAAGGCGAGUCUAUCUUCCACGGUCAUCGUGGUUCCUGAGUCGCCGACGAGGAAGCAGCAGGUUGACAAAGUCGAGGUGACGAAGAAGAAGACGACCGAUAUCAAGAAAGCUGCCGCAUCGAAGCAGGCAGUCGAUGCCAAGAAGGCGGAGCUGACGAAGGAAGAGGUACCUAAAACGGCCGACCCUCCCGCCGACGUAGUAAAAGACGAGUCGAAGGACGCUGUCACCGUGACGGAGGUCGUGCAAACGAAAGCCGUCGAUACGGCGGCGGACGAAAAGGUCACGGCCAAGAAAGACGACACCCCGCAUACAAUCGCGGAAGUAGCGGCGUCCAUUGUCAAGCAAGCGGAGCACGUGGUCGAGGUGGCGGAGGCGGCUGUCCACGAAGAACUCGUCAAAGCCGAGCACAUCCUGCUCACGGAAGCGCAGAAAGCGACGACGGCGCUACAAAAGAAGCUCGACGAUGCGUCGGCGAAGGAGCAAGCAGCCAUUGACGAAUUGAACAAGGAGCUCGUGGCGUUCGAAGACAAGGCGAAGGAAGUAUCAGCUGCCACCAAGAACAAAGUAGUCAAGAAGGCCCGCGCCGAGGCGGAAGCGCUUGUCGAAGAAUUGGACCACACCAUACUUGCCGACAUCAAGGAAUUGGAUGCGGAGAGUCUGCGCUUGCGCGUUGCCCAGCUCGCGACCGAGAUGAAGAACCGAUCCAAAUGGGAAGCCGUGCGCUUGAUGGAGUCGCUGCGCCGCAUGGAAGAAGAAGUCCAUGCCCAGCACGCUGAAUUGCUGCGCCAGCAAGACGUGCUGCACAAAGAUCUGUUGGCCCGUGAAUUGCGCCUUCAAGAAGAGUUGAUCACCCGCAACGCCCGGCAUGAGCUGGAAGGGCUGCGCGCCCAACACGAAGCGGAGUUGAAGGCUCUCGUGGACGCUGAAAAGACCGUCGUCCAAGCUGCAUUCGACCAGAAGUUGGCGGCACUCCAGGCCGAAGCGGACAAGAAGUUGCAUGACACGAUCGUGGAAAAGACGCAAGCAAUCCAAGCGGCCGCCGAGCAUGAACAAGCUGAUCGCAUUCACGCGCUGGAAGACAUCCGCGUGCAGGUCAAGGCCGUCAAUGAACUCCUCGGCGCCACUUCCAACUACGAAGCAUUCAGCCACAAGGUGCACAAAGUGUCGGUGGCGGCGUUGGCGCUGACCAACCGCAUCGAAGCAGCGGCGCCACUCCACAGCGAGAUCAACGCGUUGCGAGCGGCCGGCAAGGGCGACGAGCUCAUCGAAGCGACCGUGAAGACGUUGGCCAAGUUUGGAGAUGGCGCGCCGUCGGUGGCCCAGCUCCAAGAUCGUUUUAAAGUUGUCCAAAAGGCGGCGCGGAAAGCGGCGUUGGUACCAGAGUCGUCGCAAGGCGGCAUGGUCGGCCAUCUCUUUGCCAAUGCGCUAUACUUUCUCCUGAUUCCGCCCGGCGGACCCAUUCAAGGCAACGACGCUGAAGCGAUAAUUUCCCGGGCGGAGUAUGCCCUCCGAGCCGGCGACAUUGAAGCAGCAGUCGUCGAAGUCGACAAGCUGUCCGGUCUCCCGCGCGAAGUCGUAUCGGACUGGGUCGCUGCCGCAAAGUCGCGCCUGGCAGUCGAGCAGACCGCCAAGGUCGUCAAGGCGCACAUUUCGCUCCUCGCCGCGAGUUUGUCGUAGGCAAACAAUCCAUUUGGUGAAGUAGCAUAUUGGGCUCGUCAAUGGUGUCGACGGCGGUCCAACGUAACUCAAAUAUGGGUCGAUUCAAUCGAUUUUGUGCAUAUA